CCAACAACAUUCACAAGUUUAUCUAUAUAUAUUUAUAAGAACUAAACCAUCACCCCCAUUACACAGAAACUCAUCCUCUCCUCUUUCGUCUUUCUCCUGCUAACGGUAGUUUUUAACGCCGUUAGUUCUUAUUUUCCCGCUUUCACAUAAACCCCCCCAAAAGAAGUAAUGUCCCGCGUGGUAGCAGCAGACGACAAUAUGUCGUUACCGUUCUUCUCCCCGGAGCCUAACCAUCUCUCCAGCUUCUCAGGCGCCUCUUCUUCUCCAACAACCUUCGCACAGCUCUUGAAGAACGUCGGCGACACCACGACGGUCGAGCUCAACGAUCAGCACCUCGUCGAUAUGAAUCUCGCCUCCCCGGACCGUUCCGUACCCUUCCAUCUCUCCUUCAGCGAUCUCACUUACAGCGUCAAAGUCCGCCGCAAGUUCUCCCUGAGACGCGUCCCUUCCGCAGACCCCACCGUCGGAGAGACUCCAUCCUCUUCCAAGACGAAGACGCUUCUCAACGGAAUCUCCGGAGAGGCUCGAGACGGAGAGAUACUAGCCGUGCUGGGAGCGAGCGGCUCCGGAAAAUCGACGCUGAUCGACGCUUUGGCGAACCGAAUCGCGAGGGGGAGCUUGAAAGGGAACGUGACGCUCAACGGCGAGGCUCUCAACUCGAAGAUGCAGAAGGCGAUCUCGGCCUACGUGAUGCAGGACGAUCUCCUCUUCCCGAUGCUCACGGUGGAGGAGACGCUGAUGUUCGCGGCGGAGUUUCGUCUCCCGAGAAGCCUCUCCAAGUCGAAGAAGAGCCUCCGAGUGCAGGCUCUGAUCGAUCAGCUGGGGCUUCGGAACGCGGCGAAGACGAUCAUCGGAGACGAAGGUCACCGCGGGAUCUCGGGAGGAGAGAGGCGGAGAGUUUCGAUCGGGAUCGACAUCAUCCACGAUCCGAUCCUGCUUUUCCUCGACGAGCCGACGUCGGGUCUCGACUCGACCAGCGCGCUCAGCGUCGUUAAGGUUCUCAAGAGAAUCGCGCAGAGCGGGAGCAUGGUGAUCAUGACUCUUCAUCAGCCUAGUUACCGUCUCCUUCGCUUGCUCGAUAGGCUGCUCUUUUUGUCACGUGGACAAACCGUCUUCAGCGGGUCCCCCGCGAUGCUUCCGAGUUUCUUCGCGGAGUUUGGCCACCCGAUUCCGGAGCGGGAGAAUCGAACCGAGUUCGCUUUGGACCUGAUCCGAGAGCUGGAAGGAUCAGCUGGUGGGACGAGGAGUUUAGUCGAGUUCAACAAAGAGUUCAGGGAGAGAAAAGCAGAGCCGAGAACUCAGACCGGUCUGUCUCUUAAAGAAGCAAUCAGCGCAAGCAUCUCCAAAGGCAAGCUCGUCUCCGGAGCUACGACGACUAGCUCCGGAUCGAGCCCUGUUUCCACCAUCCCGACGUUUGCGAACCCGUUCUGGGUGGAACUUCUGGUUCUAGCCAAACGUUCCAUGACUAACUCCCGCAGACAGCCCGAGCUGUUCGGGAUACGACUAGGAGCUGUUCUAGUCACCGGAUUCAUCUUAGCAACCAUGUUUUGGCAGCUUGACAACUCCCCUAAAGGAGUCCAAGAACGUCUCGGAUUCUUCGCGUUUGCAAUGUCGACGACGUUCUACACCUGCGCAGACGCUCUACCCGUUUUCCUCCAGGAACGUUUCAUCUUCAUGAGAGAGACCGCUUACAACGCUUACAGAAGAUCCUCGUACGUGCUUUCCCACUCCCUAGUGGCCCUUCCUUCGUUAAUCAUCCUCUCGCUAGCUUUCUCAGCGGCUACGUUCUGGGCCGUGGGGUUAGAUGGAGGCCUCAUGGGCUUCCUCUUCUACUUCCUAAUAGUCUUGGCAGCUUUCUGGGCGGGAAGCUCCUUCGUCACUUUCUUGUCAGGCGUUGUCCCGCAUGUGAUGCUCGGUUACACCAUCGUGGUAGCUAUCUUAGCCUACUUCUUGCUUUUCAGUGGAUUCUUCAUCACGCGAGAUCGUAUCCCUGCCUACUGGAUCUGGUUUCAUUACAUCUCCUUAGUCAAGUACCCUUACGAAGCUGUUCUUAUAAAUGAAUUCAGUGAUCCGACGAAGUGUUUCAUCAGAGGAGUUCAGAUAUUCGACAACACACCUCUCGCUGCUGUGCCUCAGGGGAUGAAAGUUAGGCUUCUUUCGACAAUGAGCAAGUCGCUUGGCAUGAGGAUCACGAGCUCCACUUGCUUGACCACAGGAUAUGACAUUUUGAAGCAGCAAGGGGUUACGGAUCUCAGCAAAUGGAAUUGCUUGUGGGUCACGGUCGCUUGGGGCUUCUUCUUUCGUAUUUUGUUCUACUUUUCUCUGCUUUUGGGCAGCAAGAACAAGAGGAGGUAAUACGUUUGAUCUUUUAUGAAGGAUUGAUUUGAAACUAUGUAUUAGUUGUUUGUAUCCUGUACUUUUUGUUUAUUCUUUGUUGUAUAUGUUGGUAAAUUUGUUAAAAAUGCACCAUUUGAACAUUGUAUGAAGAAUCAUAUGACAUGUAUAUGCUGAAAGAUUUGCUAAAACCAUGGUUAAGGUUAA
Molecule: messenger RNA, 2541 nt
Organism: Raphanus sativus (radish)
Lineage: Eukaryota; Viridiplantae; Streptophyta; Magnoliopsida; Brassicales; Brassicaceae
Product: ABC transporter G family member 6
Exons: 1
Coding region: 169-2355 (728 amino acids)
Cellular component (GO): membrane
Molecular function (GO): ABC-type transporter activity; ATP binding; ATP hydrolysis activity
Source: RefSeq, a predicted model, not a curated record